Sphenostylis stenocarpa is the source of this 768-nucleotide messenger RNA. NCBI's taxonomy places the organism in Eukaryota, Viridiplantae, Streptophyta, Magnoliopsida, Fabales, Fabaceae. The record is from the annotation of a GenBank genome assembly.
AUGAUGAACACAUUAAUUCAGGUGACCUUCAUGAAACUCAAGGUUGACCUUGAGUGUGGGAAAUGCUACAAAAAGGUUAAGAAAGUUCUCGGCAAGUAUCCUCAAAUUCGGGACCAGAAGUUCGAUGAGAAGGAAAACAUGGUGAUCAUUACAGUGGUGUGUUGUAGCCCCGAGAAGAUCAGGGACAAGCUUUGCUACAAAGGUGGAGGCUCUAUCAAGAGCAUUGAGAUAGUGGACCCACCCAAGACUAAGCCCGCCGAGCCUGAGAAGAAGAAGGAGGCCGACAAACCCAAGCCCGAGGCCGAGAAAAAGAAAGACGCUCCCAAAAAGGAAGCCGAAAAGCCCAAGGCCGAACCCGAGAAGAAGAAAGACGGCGGGGAGAAGCCGAAGUCUGAGCCCGAGAAAAAGAAAGACGCGGACAAGCCCAAAGGAGAUGCUCCGAAAAAGGACGCUGAGAAGCCCAAGGAAAAGCCCGCGGCCGAGGCGGAAAAGCCCAAAGACAAGCCCGCAUCUGCUCCGCUACCCGCUCAGCCACAGAUGGCACCACCGAUGGCUGUUCCAGUUGGAAUGCUGUAUGCUCCGGCUCCAUGUUACGAAGGCAGGCCUGUUGGGCCUUGCUACGAAUACGGUAGGCCCAUGAACUACUAUGACGGGUACUAUGCAAGGCCCGUUUAUGACAGUUACGGUGGAGGCAGACCCUGUUACGCGAACAACCAUUGUGAUCAAUAUUUCAGCGACGAGAACCCUUCAGGGUGCACAGUUAUGUGA